Messenger RNA from Aspergillus melleus, 786 nucleotides. RefSeq lists its product as uncharacterized. The record is from RefSeq and is a predicted model, not a curated record. Bases 1 to 786 code for a protein of 261 amino acids. Gene Ontology annotation, molecular function: transmembrane transporter activity. Lineage: Eukaryota; Fungi; Ascomycota; Eurotiomycetes; Eurotiales; Aspergillaceae. The transcript is spliced from 2 exons. Gene Ontology annotation, biological process: transmembrane transport.
AUGUCUUAUCUUGGCUGGCGGUGGACUGAGUAUAUCACGGCUAUAAUGGCAUUCUUCUUCGGCACGAUCGGCUUGCUAAUCGUGCCCGAGACCUUUGAGCCCGUUCUUCUCCGGCGACGGGCGCAGGUGUUGCGACGGAAGACGGGCAACUGGGCUCUGCAUGCUCGCUCGGAGGAAACUAUUGUCAUGGACCCGAAGCAUAUCGCGCACAAUUAUCUCCUGCGACCGGUGCAGAUGCUAAUCCUUGAGCCUAUCCUGUCCCUGAUCACCUUGUAUAUGGGCUUUAUCUAUGGAUUCUUGUACUUGUGCUUCGAGGCAUAUCCGGUGGCCUUCCAACAGGACCGGGGAUGGAACGAGGGGGUGGGUGCACUGCCAUUUAUUGCCAUCACUUGCGGCGUGCUCGUAGGUUGCGGCUUCAUAAUCAUGUUCACGAAGCUGCGGUUUCAGCGUGUGAUGGAACGCACUGGAGCAAUUGUCCCUGAAGAACGACUCAUUCCCAUGAUGGUGGGUGGCGUAUUAUUGCCUGCAGGCAUGUUUUGGUUUGGGUGGACGUCCAGUCCGAAUAUCACUUGGGUGCCACAGGUAAUCUCAGGGGGAUUCUUGGGAGCAGGGGUUCUGUUGAUCUUCUUGCAGGGCUUGAAUUAUAUCAUUGACUGUUAUGCCACCAACUCCAACUCUGCGAUCGCCGCUAAUUCAUUCUUCCGGUCUGCGUUGGGGGCUGGAUUCCCCCUGUUUGCCAAUCCCAUGGUAGGUUCUCUGUCUUCGGUCUACCGGGAGGCGAGCUGA